Molecule: messenger RNA, 986 nt
Organism: Anoplopoma fimbria (sablefish)
Lineage: Eukaryota; Metazoa; Chordata; Actinopteri; Perciformes; Anoplopomatidae
Gene: cdca9
Product: cell division cycle associated 9
Exons: 10
Coding region: 163-927 (254 amino acids)
Biological process (GO): mitotic sister chromatid segregation
Cellular component (GO): spindle midzone; chromosome, centromeric region; chromosome passenger complex
Source: RefSeq, a predicted model, not a curated record
GGGCCGCGAGUAUCCCUCCGCCACGCAACACACAUAGAACCUCGUGAGUGAUUCCGAUACGCGCAUGGAUAUCUUAAUUAGCCGCUGCUCAGCCAGGUGUGUAUAGUGAACCGGUCUGGAGCUGUAAAACACACUGAACUUUAGCGAGGACGGAGCAACAAGAUGUCGUUGAGGCGGACGAGGAACGCAGGAAAGGCCCAGAUGAAGGAACAGCUGAGCCGGGAGAUGCGACAGAGCAGGCUGGCUCUCUUCAUUCAACAGUUUGAGAAAGAAGCACAGGAACGUAUGAACGAGUUGGAUGCCAGAAUGGAGAACAUGUUGGCCACAGUGGACAAGGUCUUCAAAGUGGAACUGAUGAAGAUGCCUCCCUCUCUUCAAAAAACGCACAUAGGGGAUUUAAUAAGCGAGGAGCAAAUCUCAGCAAGUGAAGUGUCAAUAGCCAUGAAGAAUGAGUCCCUUGAGAUGCAGCAGCCCCUCAGGAGGACGCACAGUAAAAGAGUAAAAUCCACAGAUUCUUCACCGGGUCAGUCCACCACAGUCCAGAGGUCCUCAUCCAAGACCUUUAAGGCAGGAAAGGGGACUAAACGGACUAGAACGUUAGUUGGAAGUAACAGCACUGGAAAUCUCAGGGGCUCCUCAGUCACUGCCAAAAGAACUCAAAGCUGCUUGACCAAGACCAACGACCAGACCACAACGGCCAAACCUAAACUCAGGUCUGUGGUCUCUGCUGGUGAUCUGAACUGUUCCAUGGCGGGCUCUGCAGCGCACAUCACUGUUACCACAGCACAGGGACAGACUGUAUGCUUUUCUGAAGAGACAAAGAAUGACAUCAACUUGGAAUUGCUGGAUGACGUGGCAUGGUGCCAGAUUCAGAAGCUCACGAGUCUGAUGGACUAUCUGUCGAGUAAAGGUCGCUGCCAGCGAUGACUAAAGAUCCACUGUGAACAGGCUUUUCUUCUAAUUGAAUUGCUUUUUAAACUUUUAAC